Messenger RNA from Porites evermanni, 5588 nucleotides. Lineage: Eukaryota; Metazoa; Cnidaria; Anthozoa; Scleractinia; Poritidae. The record is from the annotation of a GenBank genome assembly.
AUGCAGCUUACCCUGGAAAGAGAUCACUAUAACGAGAUAGAUCCUGAGACCUUACGCUUAAGAGACCCAGGAUGUAAAGUUGCCUUUUACAACAAAACAAUCAUGGUCAUUCGAGCGCCGCUAGGCAAUUGCGGUACAAAGUCAUCAAUCCAGGGCAAAUUAAUACUUUUUACUAAUGACGUUUAUGCGGAAGUGAGUGGAAGUUCGGGCAUUUCACGAGUUCCAGCGUAUCAGUUCGGUCUUCAGUGUCUUUACUACACUUCUGUUAAAAUAUCACUGCAUUCGUUCAAGGCAGAACCUAAAGGACCCAUAAUUAUUACCCCUACACCAGGUAAGUGUGCUGUUAAUAAUGUCUUUUCUUCUCUGAUAAACAGAUUGCGAGCAAACUGUGGACUCGGGAGGUAGCGAUUAGAAAUUGAAACUUCCUGAGGCCAUGAUGCAAUCCCUUCCCCCAGUUCACGGUACACUAACACUCACACCACCCAAUCCCAGAGUCGAAAGCUUGCUCAAAGGGUACUGGAUAAGUAAUGGUUAAUAGGAUUGAGUAGAGUACAAUUCAGCUGGGAGUAAUAAGACUUAUUGUUAUUGACACAAUUUUAUUAUAUAGAUACUGAUGAAAUACCAAGAUUUUUUCUUUUACUAAAAAAUCAUAUCUUCAUCGCGCGCAGUGAAGAUACUAGUUUUAUCUUUCACGUGUGAGGAUAUUGGUGUCGCCAUGGUUACUAACAUGAUUAGCCAAUUACAAGAGAGCUUCCCGUUUUUAAUAGAGUUUUCGAAGUUGUCACGACAAACUGAACUCCUCCGGACCCUGUGGAAUAGGCUAAACAUUUUUACUUUCUCAUUGGUUUAUUGACUAAGGCUUAGUUCACACACCGGAUAGCUUUUCGUGUCGACACUCUCCUCUCCGCAAAUGCAUCCGCAGAUGAGCUUCAAGUUGUGUUUUAUGUAGGAAUUUCAUUCAGUAUCUAUAAAAUAAAGAGAUCAUCAUCAUCAUCUCGUGCUGAAAGUAUCUCUCACGAGUGAGCGAAGCGAACGAGUGAGAGAUACUUUCAGCACUCGAAGAUAAAAUUCGUAUCCCCGCGCUGCCAUUUAAUAUCCUCUACAUAGCUAUACUAGCUUAGAGGUAUUCAAAUUCAAAUAAACUGUAUGUCAAGGCACAUACGAGCCCACAGGCUCAAAUAGCGUAAGCUUAACGCGGCCUCUGAGGAACGGGGCACAUAGUUCCGCCAUUAAGUUCUCUCUCCGGACUCCCCACCCCUUCGAGCGCCAUCUUUAUGUGGUAAGUGCGUACAUUGAUGGAAUAAUUUAAUUAUAGUUAACCACUUCACUUGUGAAGGAAAAAAUGCGACGGGAGGGGGUGCUCGUUAACUUUCCUUAAAGACGGGGGGGUGGGGGUGGGGUGGGGGUGAAAUUUACAGAGGAUUCCAUGUAUAUUUUUUGAAUAAAAUGAAAGGUUUGUGUUUGGGUUCUUUUUCAUCGGCUGAUUAAACCUCCAGUCAGAGUCAAACGGCUUUUACUUUAUAAACCCACUUGCGUACUGAUGGUGAACGUUUGAAUACUUUUUACUGCCUGCCUUCCUAAAAGAAAUGAUCAGCAUAUUUAUGAGACUAUGUACACAUAUUAUGAUAUGAUUUCUCGACUUUAUUUCAAGGCAUUGGAGUCUUCGAGUUUGAAACAAGCAUGUACCAGACAGACAAGUACAUCAGUAAGUACACACAGUUCCCCGUCAAAGUUCACCUUGGAGAAAGUAUCUACCUGCAAGUCAACAUCAAAGGCAACGAAAGUGGUUUGUCUCUGCUCCUAGAGAACUGCCGUGCGACACCAACUGCAAAUCCAAAUGAUACAAGAUACUAUCCCUUGAUCAAAGACGGGUAAGCAUCAAAAGGAUGGUGUUAACUAUUUUUAGUCAAGUCAACUACAAAAAAUUAAAUAAAUGAUGGCCAAAUUUAAUUUAGUGCAGAAAAACUACAGUCGAAUCUCCUUGUGUGACCACUCCCGUAUACGACUAUCUAUCCAAAAAUGUAUAACAACAUUAAGGUGGCUCCACUAGAUUUUUUAGGGGGGAUACCUCCCAAGUUUGAGCAUUAACUACGUCGGCAUGAGUAAAGAUACAGGAAAAAGGUUACCACAACUGUAUUAUAUAAAGAUAAAAAUUUCUUAUGAUCUGGGUUUUAUUACAAUCGGUGUCGUCAUGGCAACGUAAUGACGCCAUUAAUUACGUUUUUUGAUUUAUCUUUGUGUUUCUCUGUACUAGGAGUUUUUUAAGAAAUCGCUCAAGGGAAUAUGUACCUGCCGACGUAGUUAAUGCUCAAACUUGGGAGGUAUCCCCCGUAAUAAAUCCAGUCCAGCCACCUUAAAUUUUGAGGAUUGGAAAUCAGGUUGGACACCUUAUGUUUAUUACACAACGGUGUACUCCUCGUAGAUAACCAUUUAUGAGUGUAUGUUUGGCAAAUUUUUGAGAAAAGUGGGGAAAUCAGGAGGGUUGUCCAAGACACCCGCACCGUAACAGUCCGUAUAAGCCAUGUGUCGAUCACACACACAUACACAUGACUGGAAAUCAGAGGAAGGGACAGUUGUGCAAGGAAAAGAGUUGAAUAUGACGCUUAGCACCGAAGUACAGUGACUAGGGUUAAGCACUCUUUUCAAAACGGUUAGCUUUCAAUAAUGUAAUGAUCAAUGCCAUAUAAACUGCGCUAAAAUUAACCGAUGUCGGUAGUUAGUCCUUGAUGGUGUAGAUCAGAUGGUGCAGGUUCAAGUCCUACAUACUACCUACUGUUUCUUUCCGUUUUUUUUCUUCUCUUACUAACUAGUGCUUUAAGUUAUAAAACUCCUAUCAUGUGUUUUGAGUAAAGAUGAUAGUCUGAUUUUAGGGUAUCCACACUAAGUCACAACCAUUGAGGAUUCGACGAUACUUUACGUUGUAUUACGUUGCUUGAUGACUUUAUUUUACUACAACUACCAGAAUCCCUCAAUUUGCUGUUUUCUUGUGCGGAAUUAAUUAUUUUUAAAUCUCAGAGGGAUUGGCAAAUUUGACUAAGAAAGGAAAAAUGAAAUGAACUGUGAUAGUUGUAGUCAAAUGUCGUCUUCGUGAAAAUGGCCUACUCAGUAGAAUUCAGUAAAAUGUAAUACAACACCUCGCAUACUGUGAGGCAAUGAAGUACAAUAGAUGCUUGUGCAUCAGUAGACUAGAUCUGCGUACGCUUACGGUUCCCAGACCUGCCGGAACUGAGCCCCAAACCCAUAGUGCUAAGGGAGCAUAACUUGAAGGGCAUUCGAGAUUAGACUCUUGCUCUUGAUCUCAGAUCACCCGGAUGUGUUACAACAUCAAAAUAGCACGGUAAAGUGGCGAGCAGCGGUGGAAUGGGGCGGGACUCAUAUUUUCCAAAAAAGAGCGCUUUCCAGAAGUAUUUUUUUCGGAUCAGUAUCCCUAGAAAUGUGCGGAUCCUAAAUCCUAAAAACCUCGAUUAAUUGGGCCUUUUUUUAGCUAAUAAAUGGAGCUUGACUUUAGAUUCAUAUCUUUAGUACAGAAAUGCGAAAUCAGCUUUUGGAUUCAUAAGUGCGGCUUUAAAAAUACCGUCCCCCAAAUAAACUAACGUAGAAAUUCCUUGGUUGUGUUUCAGAUGCCCAGUCGAUGAAUACUUGAAUUACAAGAACUCCGAUUCUCCUUAUCAGCGAUUUAGUUUCCAGUCCUUUAAAUUCAACAACACUGAAGUAGUGUAUCUUCACUGUGAGGUAUACGUUUGUGCAAACAAUACCAACUCAACACGCUGUUCAGAAGGCUGCACCCAGGAACCAGGCAACAUUAGAAGGCGGAGAGAUAACUGGAUGGCAUCUGAUCGCAGGGGAUCCACCUCUUUACAGGGUGAAAUCAAAAUUUUAACGGAAAGAGUCCAAAGGGCACCGCCACCCGAUCCUAUAGGUUAGACACUAUUAACUCAGAAUAUUUCCGUUAAGUUCAUCGCAAAAAGAUUAUUUAAAAUAGGGGAAUUACAAUUGGUGCAAUGCGGGAAAGUUACAACGUUUGCAGUAAUGGAAAAUUCAGUUCAGAACUCUCUAAUUAUCUGCCUCUCUGAAUGACCUCGACCUCGCAAACCCACAUAUGAAAGCGAGAACUAGGCUUCUGCUUGUCAAAACUGACGGACCUUUCCGUUCCUUUUACCCUGAACGUGUUUUUGGCCUUGGGUUUUUGUUUCAGUGCCAUGCGAGAUCUAAAGAUUAUUUUUGAAGCGGCCGUAUACAAUUUCUACAGUAGGCUCAGUUCUAUGUACAGAAACGUUUCAAUUCCGUAGUAUGAUUUAGAUAAGUAGCCAUGUAAGUACAGACUAAAUACCUUAUUCUCCUUUAUUUUCGCGGGACUUAAAUUUCGCGAAAAUUUUCUCGGCACAUUUCGCGAGUCUUUAAUUUCGCGAUCGCGAAGAAAAAUUGUGUUUGUAGGGAAUUUAAUUUCGCUUUUUUACAAAAAAUUUACGUUAAUCAACAAUUGAAACAAAACCAAUAUGCUGUCCCUGUUGAGGUGAUAUGUGAAAUGGACGAUACACCAAGGAACAGGGCGAUAAUGGAAAGACUCGUAACUACACACUACAAGGAGCCGGGACAGGAUGGUCAAUUUGUACAAAGGAUGUAUUGCAGGAACUGUGCGAAGAUGAUUACUCAGAUGCCGAAGAAGAACUUGAGGCGAAUCUUGACACUGAUUAACAUCUAAAGUUGAUAGGUGAUAGCUCCUUGUACUAACACCUUGUGUUAAAAAUUGUUUAGGACCCUUGAAAACUCAAAUACAUGAUUUUUCUAUGUCCAUCAAAUUUCGCGAGAUCAAAGUUCGCGGUCGUUAUUUUUCGCGGAUCUUUAAGUUCGCGAAUUUUUUAAAAUCGCGAAAAUCGCGAAUUUAAGAACCCGCGAAAAUUAAGGAGAAUAAGGUACAGGCGUAAUAUACAGGAACAUUAUAUUACCAUCAAUCAAAUUCCAGGUGAGUUUUGGCGCGUAAACAUGAUAUCUUAACACGUGAAAAGGUCACCGUUGCUAAGGCUUCAUAAAUAAAUAAAUAAACAAAUAAAGGUACAUUUGUCUUCUCAUGUUCAAAAAUACUUCACUACUAGAAGAGAAAUUUCAUAUCUCCGCGCGGCCAUGUUAUAUCCCCUAUUGUUAUAUAAAUGGAAAUUUCUUCUCAACAGCGCGCGGUCUCAUUGGUUACUUCGAGGUCACAUGAUAUCUAACAAUGAAAUUGUUUCCCGCCAAAAUCUCUGAGCGAGUAACAUUGAAAAAAUCUAUAACGUCAUAGGGUAACAACGCAAUGUUACCCGCGAAUGUUGACCGAUGACCGCCGUUAUAGCGAGGUUUAAUGAAUUUCCAGCCUCAAAAUUUCCAGUUAUAUAACAAAUCACUUAUAGACUUGUCCCUCGGGAAACAAUAAAUUUUCGAGGGAAACAAAAUGAACUGUCUCCCUCUUGACCAGUCAUUAAGUGUUUAAUACUAUUUAUUGAGACUGGCAUUUUCUGAUCCUUUCAGGUUCCCGUUCCUACGCCCCUGUCGUAACAAUUGAGAAGUUACUUAUGCUCUUGACGUUCACUCUGGCAUGUUUCUCGGCGUUCUAA